GAUGGCAUCGGCGUCGCCUCCUGAAGCGGCUCCCGGACGAGAAGACUUUUUCGCCGCCGCCCACCACCGAGGCCCUCGUGGCGAUCGUAUCCGUCCGAAUGUGCCUUGCUUUGGCGCCCCACCUCCUUUACUCACCUUCAAUCUCUCUUCUGUUCCCCUUCCGCUUACCUUUCCCUUUCCUCUCCCCUGUCCCCUCCUCCGGCCCAGCCGAGCAAGAAAGCGAGAGGAAAAAAAAGCCGCACCGGCUUCUUCCCCCGGAUAGAUGGAGCUGUUCUACGAGCUGCUCCUCACUGCGGCGGUGACCCUCCUCGCCGCGUUCCUUCUGGCCACGCUCGUCACCGCCAAUGAUCCCCCGCGCCGCGAGAGCGGGACCGAUCGCGCCGCCGCCACGAUCACCGAGGAGGCGGUGGAGGAGGAGGAAGAGGAGAGGAUCGUCGAGGUCGACGAGGUGACGCAUAGCGAAGGGAGGGCGGCGCCGGCGGAGGCGGAGGGGUGGGCUGAGGUGGAGAAGGCGCUGGCAGUGGUCGUGGAGGAGGAGGAGCCGGAGUGCUUGGUCGAGGAGGAGGAGGUUCGGUUUAAGGCUGCUCUGGGUGCGCGUGUUGGUGCUGGAGUGGAGGAGGAGCAGGAGGAGGUGCAUGUCGGCGAGAAGCGGCGUGGUUUGACCGCUGCGGCUGCUGCGACGGGGGUGGUUAUUGAGGCGAACCCUCAUGUGUUGGGCACUGAGGUGGUUCCUAGGGAGAUUCUUGAUUUGGUGGGGUUGGAGAGAGGGAGGGUGCAGGAUGUUGGAGUGAAGCAGCAUGAUCUGGGUGCGGAUGUUGCUCCCAGUGAAGUUAUUGACGCGCGAUCGGAGAAGCGGGGAAUUCAGGUUGUUGAAGUUGCUGAAGUGCUCCCCUUGAAAACGGAAGCUGUUGAAGUCAAACAACAUCAUUUGGUUGCUGAAGUUGCUCCUGCUGCGGAGGUUCUUGACGCAGGAUUGAAGGAGGAGAAGAGUGUGCAAGUUAUUGAUGUGAGGCCGGAUGAAUUGACUGCUGAGGCUGCUCCUGAAGAGAUUCUUGACGUGAUAUUAGAGAAGAAGGAGGAGCAAAUUGUUGAGGUGAAGGAGCGUGAAUUGGCUGUAGAGGCUGCUCCACAACCAGUUCUCAAUGUGCCAUUGGCAGAGAAGGAAAAACUUAGAGAUCAAGAACCCAUUGAAGAAGAAGCCGACGAAAAUGAGGAAGUGAUGAGCAAGGAGGAAGCUAAAUGUGAGGCCCAUCCAGUUGAUCAACAAGAAGAAUUGGUACCUGAACAGGAGUUAGUAGCUAGGAAAACUGAUGAUGUGGAGGUCAGUCACGAAGGUAGCUCUAGUGAUAAAGUGGUUACCGAGUUACCUGUGGAGGUAGUGACAUUGCAAGGGCUGCCGGAGGAUGACGCUGAAGCAGACAUGGACUUUGGGGAGUGGGAAGGGAUUGAGAGGAGUGAGGUGGAGAAGAGGUUUGGUGCGGCGGCAGCGUUUGCUGCUAGUGAGGCAGGGGCGACUGCUCUGUCGAAGCUUGAUAGUGACGUGCAGCUGCAGCUUCAAGGGCUCCUCAAGGUUGCCAUUGAUGGUCCCUGUUAUGACUCUACACAGCCACUUACACUGAGGCCUUCAUCUCGCGCAAAAUGGGUCGCUUGGCAAAAGUUAGGGAACAUGCAUCCUGAGAUUGCUAUGGAAAAAUACAUGAAUCUUUUAUCAGAAACUAUUCCGGAGUGGAUGGGAAACAAAACAUCAGACACAAAGAAACAUGAAGCCGGCGGUUCUUCUGGGAGGCCCAUCUUAACCAUGGCUGCUGCAAGCGAUCAACAGAUCAAUCAAGGGAAUGAAGAUAGUACUAGCAUAGAUGAAGGCCGCCUAACGACUUCCCCUAACUCAGAGAAAGGACAGAGCUCUGACAUCCCUGCUGAAUGAAAUUAACACUACUCGAUUAUUCAUGCAUCAGUGAUUCAGCCCAUUGCUGAGAGCCUGAGACCACUAUUGAUGCCUUCCUCAUAAGAUUAGAUUUGUACAGUGGCUGUGGUUGUGCUAAUAUUAGCACUGUGAUGGUGUGGUUCGUGUGUGUAUAUAUAUAUAUAUAUGACUGUAUAUAUCUGUAACUACCGCUCCUUCUGCCGUAUUUGGCCAGUUGCAGACUUAUCAUCGGUUGUAGUCUGUAUAACAACCCCCUGGUAAGUGGUAAUUAUAUUUCUUACCAUGCAGUUUGGAACGACAAAUUAAGUGAUUUAAGGAAGAAUUGCUGAAAUCAUCUUGGUUUGAAGGAGCGUA
Messenger RNA from Phragmites australis (common reed), 2278 nucleotides. RefSeq names its product acyl-CoA-binding domain-containing protein 5-like. The transcript has 5 exons. Lineage: Eukaryota; Viridiplantae; Streptophyta; Magnoliopsida; Poales; Poaceae. Gene Ontology annotation, molecular function: fatty-acyl-CoA binding. The record is from RefSeq and is a predicted model, not a curated record. Gene Ontology annotation, biological process: fatty acid metabolic process. The coding region runs from base 263 to 1924 and encodes 553 amino acids.